Capronia coronata CBS 617.96 is the source of this 1728-nucleotide messenger RNA. RefSeq lists its product as uncharacterized. Gene Ontology annotation, cellular component: nucleus. Gene Ontology annotation, molecular function: DNA-binding transcription factor activity, RNA polymerase II-specific; zinc ion binding; RNA polymerase II cis-regulatory region sequence-specific DNA binding. Gene Ontology annotation, biological process: positive regulation of transcription from RNA polymerase II promoter by galactose; DNA-templated transcription. The transcript has 4 exons. NCBI's taxonomy places the organism in Eukaryota, Fungi, Ascomycota, Eurotiomycetes, Chaetothyriales, Herpotrichiellaceae. The coding region runs from base 1 to 1728 and encodes 575 amino acids. The record is from RefSeq and is a predicted model, not a curated record.
AUGCUUCCCGACGUUGACAUUGAAAAUGCGCUGGAUUCCACCAUCGUCUCCAAGGCCGAAUGGGACCUUGCGACUCCGCCCCUCGCUGCCACCGAUCGGGCAGAUGAGCUGUCUGAAGCCUUACCAGAUGAAGCCGAUGGCUUCGACUGGAAGGAACAGACAGCCGACAUCGAUGACAUCGCAGAUGGUAUGGCUGCUUUAUCAGUUGAACCCGAAGGCGUCGGUUAUCUGGGCUCGACUUCAGGGGUAGUUUUUCUGCGAUCUAUCCUUCACUGGACGAACCGAUCGCCCAAACACCCGGUCUUACCACGAGAGGUUCGCCGCCUGAUCGAGGCUCAUGAAAGGCGGCCAACCCUCGUACAAAUGCCAGACUCCCUCGUUUCCCAUCAAAUGAUAAGUCAGAUGCUGGAUGCAUACUUUACUUAUUACCACACUUCCUAUCCCUUCGUGCAUGAGGCUACUUUCAGAGCUCAGUAUUCCGAACUCAUCCCCAAGCCAAAGGGACAGGCAUGGAAUAUGCUUUACUACACCAUCAUUGCCCUUGGGGCUUGGAAUUUGGGUGCUGGCCAUUCCGACCUGGAAGAGUUCUUCUACCGCAAGGCCAGCUCUUUCUGGCAGGACCAGUCCAUUUUUGAGAUGGCUAGUCUGUCGUUAGUACAAGCAUUGGUCCUUAUCAGUAACUUUGUCCAGAAACGCAACAAGCCCAAUACCGGGUGGAACUAUCUUGGGGUUGCUGUCCGAAUGGCACUCAGCCUCGGGUUGCAUCGAGAAUUGCCAGCUUGGAACAUCAGCCUGCUGCAGCGUGAGAUGCGAAGGCGACUAUGGUGGGGACUUUUCAUUUUCGACAGUGGUGCUUCCGUCACCUUUGGCAGGACUGUUCUCCUCCCGGAGAGAGAGGCAAUCGAUGUCAAGCACGUUCUCAAUGUUCAUGACAGUCUCUUGACACCUCAUACGACAGAGAUACCAGGCGAAGUUUCCGAACCAACGAUCUACUCCGGCCUCCGCGCACAAUCGGAGCUACACUUGCUGGCCAACAACUUCUCAAACCGACUGCUAUGGGCCACUCCUGUCUCGGUGGAGGAAGCAUUAACCUUCAACAAAGUGCUGGAAACUUGGGCAGUCAAAGUCCCCUCCUACUUCCAGCCCGGUCACCAAUCACCUGUGUCCGAUCAUUGGUAUCUUCUGGCCCGUUCAAAAUUAUGGUGGCGCUACUGGAACUUCAAAAUCAUCAUCUUCAGACCUAUCCUGCUUCGCUGCGCCAUUGAGAAGUCAGACCCGCAGGCUUCUCAGAGGCCUAGUGCCGAGGAGGAAGAGUGCAGACAACUCUGCUUGAGCAGCGCCCAUCUCACCAUCGAAUCCGUGGAGGAAUAUGUUCGUCAAUACCCGCUUACCCGGCUCGCCGGGUGGUAUUGUCUAUAUUUCUUGUUUCAUGCCGCCUUGAUCCCAUGUGUUUGGAUCCGAGCCGAUCCACAGUCGGCCGAAGCAACUAAUUUGAGACGGGAUAUCGAGACGACACGCUUGCUCUUGCGGACAACUUUUGUUGACAAUCCUCUGGCCAUGCGAGCUUUGGAAGUCAUUGGACAGAUUCUCCCAGAGUCAGAGUCUCUUUUCGAGCUCCCCAACAGUCAACCAUUCGAUGAGACCGGCCCUGACUUCACGAUGUGGUCGCUUGAUUCGUCAGAUCCACUUUCAUCGUUCGGCUGGCCGGACUUCGGAUGGGUGACUUGA